Medicago truncatula (barrel medic) is the source of this 1649-nucleotide messenger RNA. Its product is annotated as soyasapogenol B glucuronide galactosyltransferase. The transcript is spliced from 2 exons. The record is from RefSeq and is a predicted model, not a curated record. The coding region runs from base 19 to 1527 and encodes 502 amino acids. Lineage: Eukaryota; Viridiplantae; Streptophyta; Magnoliopsida; Fabales; Fabaceae. Gene Ontology annotation, molecular function: UDP-glucosyltransferase activity.
AACCUCCAAAGAGAUAAAAUGGCGAUACAGUCUCACGAAGCCGAAGCCAAAAACCUAAAGGUUAUUUUCAUUCCCUUCUCAGCUACAAGUCACAUCAUCCCAUUGGUUGAAAUGGCAAGGCUAUUUGCCAUGCAUGGCGUAGACUCCACCAUAGUCACCACUGCAGGCAAUGCUGGGAUUUUUCAAAAGUCUAUCGACCAUGAUUUCAAUCGCGGUCGACCCAUAAAAACACAUGUUCUGGAGUUUCCAGCCAAGCAAGUCAACCUUUCAGUUGUAACAGAAACCUUCAACACUGAUACUCCUCUUACAGAAGCUGCGAAAUUCCAAGAGGGGUUCGUAAUGCUACAGUCGCUAAUAGAGAAUUACUUGUUGGGGGAGUUAGAAGUUGAUUGCAUAGUUAGUGACUUGUGUCAUCCUUGGACUGUGGAAGUUGCAAGCAAGUUAGGUAUUCCAAGAAUUGUUUUCUCUCCUGCGAGCAUUUUCUCUCGCUGUGCCGAGCUCUUGUUUGAAAAACAUAGAGCUCACAACGAAGUGGAAUCUGAUUAUGAUAAGUUCACAAUCGUAGGGUUUCCACAUAAGUUUGAGAUGUCUAGAUCACAGUUACCAGAUUGGAUGAAAAAGCCAUCCAUGUAUGGAAUGAUAAUCAAGGCGCUCAAUGAUUCAGCAAGAAGAAGCUAUGGUGCAAUAUUUAAUAGUUUUUCCGAUUUCGAGGGUGCUUAUGAGGAGCAUUACAAGAAUGCAUUUGGAACAAAGUGCUGGGGCAUAGGACCAGUUUCAUUAUGGGCAAAUCAAGAUGUUUCUGAUAAGGAAGAAAGAGGAGAGGCAAAAGUAGAAGAAGGAAAUAGUGACUUGCUUAAAUGGCUGCACUCCAAGAAAGAGAAUUCUGUUAUCUAUGUAAGUUUUGGCAGCUUAAACAAGUUCCCACCAUCUCAACUCAUUGAAAUAGCUCAUGCACUUGAAGCUUCAAGCCAUAAUUUCAUUUGGGUUGUUCGUAAGAAUAUUAAUGAAAAAGAAGGUGAUGAAGGUUUUAUGGAGGAGUUUGAGAAAAGAAUGAAAGAAAACAACAAGGGUUAUUUGAUAUGGGGUUGGGCCCCACAAAUGUUGAUACUUGAAAAUAAAGCUAUUGGAGGAAUUGUGACUCAUUGUGGUUGGAGCACAAUAAUGGAAAGCAUUAAAGUUGGGUUACCUAUGGUGAGUUGGCCUUUGUUUGCUGAUCAAUUUUUUAAUGAGAAGAUUAUUAUUGAUGUGUUGAGAAUUGGGGUUUCUGUUGGGGCUAAAGAAUGGAGAAAUUGGAAUGAGUUUGGGAGUGAGGUUGUGAAAAGGGAAGAAAUUGAAAAGGCUAUUGCUUUAGUGAUGGAAAAUGGAAAAGAAUCUGAGGAGAUGAGAUCAAGAUCCAAAGCUUUGAGUGAGGAUGCAAAGAAAGCUAUACUUGUUGGUGGGUCUUCUCAUGCCAAUUUGAUGCAACUAAUUCAUGAGCUUAAGUCGCUCAAACAUCAAAGACUAAAUGGUGUUUUAUUAGGCCAAUAGAAAUUUCCACUAUAGGAAUGAAUGGAUCAGUUAAAAUGCAGUUAUUUGUAUCACUGUAAUAAAUAAUCUUAAUGACAAAAAAAAAAGCAUACUGAAUAAACAAGCUUACCAACUCUAAGCAA